CGAUUCUUUGUUGUUUUUUUUUUUUUUUUGGUCUUUCAAGAUCCAUGUGUCACCUUUUGUUUUUGGAGGUUCUUAAUUCUUAUCAUUUUCAUUUCACAGCCCUCCACCUUCUCUCCCUUUAGAACCCUCUUCUCCUCAUUCUAUUGAAGCCGCCAUUUUCUUUUGCUUGCAUUUUCCUUCUCUUUCUCUUCCUUCCUAAUAUUUUUCUUUAAGAGGGUUGUUUGUCUCUCUGUUGGAUUUCUUUCCUCUUUAGAGGCUUCCCUUUUUGCAUGUUUCUUCAUUCAUAAAAAGUGAUAGCAAACAGGAUGAAGAAUGGAACCUUGCAACAAAGCUUGGAGGAGAUUGUGGAGAAGUUGCUCCUCCCUUGAAUCUUCCAGCUAUCAUAAUCGCCGUAUUUUUUAGUGACUUUAAAAGGCUCUAAGCAACAAACAACAUGUAAUUACAACUACUUUCCAGCAGGCAAAAGUACAAUCUCUCCACAUUUAUCUAGAGGUUCCUUCAACAUUCAAUAUUCUUUGAACCGGUUGUUCUAUAUUGUGUUCCUAGUCCACCAUCAUGGCUGCCAAGAUCAAAGGGAUCUACAAAGGUUUCAAAUACAUUUCCCAAAUCUUUGUUGUGAAGGAGCGAGAGAUGGAAAUUGGGUACCCGACAGAUGUUAAACAUGUGGCACACAUUGGUUGGGAUGGCCCUUCUGGCACUGCACCCAGUUGGAUGAAUGAAUUCAAGACAGGCUCUGAUUUCACAGCAACAUCAAUUGGUAACUCUGGAGGUUCUAAUCCUACGCCUUUUUCAACAUGGUCCUCUCAAGGCAUGUUUUCUCUCAAUUUAUCUUAUUUUAGAGUAGUAGGUAAAGCUAAUUGUUUAUUUAUACUUCUAAAUUAUGUAUCCCUGAAGCAUCGUCUGACAUGGAGAAAGUCUUUUAGAUUAUAUUCUCCCAAGUGGAAGAGUUUGGCUGUUGUGUCACGGGACAAAACUUCCAUGUCAAGGAGAAUCUAUAGGCUACUAGACCUAACUAGAGAUCAUUUUGGUUGUCCCUUGAAGCUGAAAGCAUUUGAAUGUUGUGUUAAAAUCAUGAAUUUAUUGAGUGGGAUGCUUGGACCAUUAAUGAAUCCAACUUAUAUUAAAUCGAAUAAACUCUGUCUAGUUAAUCCAAAGAAGAAAACCAACCAGCAGGUUUGUCUUUUCAUGAUUUGGCCGAAUAAGAAUUGUUAUGGGGACUGUCUCUUUGUUGUUGAGCCCUUGAAUAAACUGUUGGUGAAAUAUUUGAGUGAGUUCUUUCACUAUUUUGUAACAGAUUUUGAACAAUCAAUGGGAUGCCAACCUGGACCUGCACCAGAGAUGAUAAGAAACCGGUCUUGCACGGAUCUGCCAAAUAUUCCUAAGAAACAAAAACGGAAAAAGAAGAGCACUUCCUCUCCCCAGUUUUCCUCCUCAAAAUCUUCACGACCAUCAAAGACAAAGGCUAUAUAUACUCAUUUGGGUUCAUCGCCAGACCUUGAAAUUUAGGGAUCGUCAUGCAAGAUUGUGGCCUUUGAUUUGAACUGAUCAACAAUCAAUAUGCACAGAAAAGAUUGCAGAUGUUCCUUUCAGUACUCAAGAUAUUCAUAAAGACAACAAAGAAGUGUAGGAAUUUGAGCAAAGCUUGUGUAAAUUGGAAUUCAUAUUUAAUUUACGAAGGAUAAAAUUAAAUUAGGUGUGGGUGAUAACAUGAAAAAAAAAUGAUCAACGUCCUAGGAUGACACUUAUCUACAGGCAUAAGAAAAUUUUUGGUUUACAACAAGGAAUACUCAUGCAGGGAGUUGUACUGUAGUUGCUGUAUUGGUGGAAAGUUUGGCUAAUUCAGAUCAUUGAGCUUGAACAAGUUUCUAAAGGAAUCUAAAUUUUUUCAUGUUAUGGAUGAAAUGACAGUCUAUUUAAGAUGCUGGUUUCCAACCCUUCCAAAUUCAUUUCACCUGCAAGAACGUUAUGCAGUUACUUUGACCCCCCAAAAAAAAUUUUCUUGCUGGUUCCAAAUUGUGAUCACUUUUAUCAGAUCAAAGUGAGAAGAUCUAAAGCAUGGUUCAUACAAAAAGAGGCUUCAGCUGACUUAUUCUACAUCAAUUCUGUUAUCAGCAUCCAAAAUCUCGAUUCAAGUUUUAAUCCAUACUCUUUCUCCCAAUCUCUCUGUUCUCUUCUCUUCCAUAUUCAGUGAUUCAUUGGUAGAAUCUAGUUUU
Molecule: messenger RNA, 2213 nt
Organism: Durio zibethinus
Lineage: Eukaryota; Viridiplantae; Streptophyta; Magnoliopsida; Malvales; Malvaceae
Source: RefSeq, a predicted model, not a curated record